CAGAGCUGCAUCAGACAGCAGGGGGAGCAAGAUGGAGUCACAGAUCCAGGUCCUCAUGUCCCUGCUGCUCUGGGUGUCUGGUGCCUGUGCAGACAUCUUGAUGACCCAGUCUCCAUCCUCCCUGGCUGUGACAGCAGGAGAGAAGGUCACCAUCAGAUGCAGGUCCAGUCAGAGUCUUUAUUCAAGUAACACCAAGAAGAACUACUUGAACUGGUACCAGCAGAAACCAGGGCAGGCUCCUAAACUGAUGAUCUACUUAGCAUCCACUCGGAACACUGGGGUCCCUGAUCGCUUCACAGGCAGUGGGUCUGGGACAGAUUUCACUCUCACCAUCAGCAGUGUCCAGGCUGAAGAUCUGGCAGAUUACUACUGUCAUCAGCAUUAUAGUGCUCCUCCCACAGUGCUUCAACCUCCAACAAAAACCUCCUCUGAGAUUCACCAGCUGUCUGCACCACACACAGCUCUGGACCUGCACACUUCCCUCUUUUGCCUGAGAGCCAGUGUUUCUGAAGUAAUGAUGAAAAGUUUUGCAGAGCCCAGAAAUAAUAAAGAGUUCAAUGUCUCUUACAUAUUUUGGUAUGAAAAACUUUGUGUCCAAUGUGACAUCCACAUGACCCAGAGUCCAGUUUCUCUGUCUGCCUUUAUAGGAGACACUGUCACCAUCACUUGCCGGGUCAGUCAAGACAUUGGUAGAUAUUUAGGCUGGUACCAGCAGAAAGUGGGGGAAAGCCCCAGGUUUCUGAUCUAUUAUGCAUCCAAUUUACUUUCUGGUGUCCCAAAGAGGUUCAGUGGCAAUGGCUUUGGGGCAGAAUACACUCUCACUAUCAACAGCAUGGAGCCUGAAGAUGCUGGGACUUACUACUGUCAACAGUGUUUCAGUUACCCUCCACAGUGCUACAAAGUGUAA
Molecule: messenger RNA, 907 nt
Organism: Peromyscus leucopus (white-footed mouse)
Lineage: Eukaryota; Metazoa; Chordata; Mammalia; Rodentia; Cricetidae
Exons: 3
Coding region: 32-907 (291 amino acids)
Biological process (GO): immunoglobulin production; immune response
Source: RefSeq, a predicted model, not a curated record